This is a messenger RNA of Lineus longissimus, 1804 nucleotides long. RefSeq names its product glutamyl-tRNA(Gln) amidotransferase subunit B, mitochondrial-like. Gene Ontology annotation, molecular function: glutaminyl-tRNA synthase (glutamine-hydrolyzing) activity. Lineage: Eukaryota; Metazoa; Nemertea; Pilidiophora; Heteronemertea; Lineidae. Gene Ontology annotation, cellular component: glutamyl-tRNA(Gln) amidotransferase complex; mitochondrion. The transcript is spliced from 11 exons. Gene Ontology annotation, biological process: glutaminyl-tRNAGln biosynthesis via transamidation; mitochondrial translation. The record is from RefSeq and is a predicted model, not a curated record. Bases 19 to 1653 code for a protein of 544 amino acids.
AAAAAACGACAAACCAAAAUGGUGGUUGCUGGACUUUUUACUAUUUUUCGUCGAACUUCUUGCAAAUUAUGCGUUCGGCCAUCCUUGUUUGCGCUUAACCGACGCAUUUCAACAAAGCACAAGCAUGAAGAUGAAAAAAAGUGGGAAAGUGUUGUUGGAAUAGAAGUUCAUGCUCAGAUUUCAUCUAAGGCAAAAUUGUUUUCUGGCUCUGGAACAGAAUUUGCUGCUCUUAUCAACAAUCGGGUGGCAUUCUUAGAUGUGGCCUUGCCAGGAACUUUACCUGUCCUAAACAAAAGAUGUGUCGAAGCAAGUGUCAUCACAGGCCUGGCCCUUUCAUGCGAUAUCAACAAAGUUUCAAAAUUUGACAGAAAACAUUACUUUUAUGGUGAUUUACCUUCGGGAUAUCAGAUCACCCAGCAGCGAUGGCCAAUAGCAAACAAUGGACGAGUUGAAUAUGAUGUCCUUAAACCAGGCAGCAAGACACCUGUACGGAAGUCUGUCACAGUUACACAGCUUCAGAUGGAGCAGGACAGUGGAAAAAGUAUUCAUGAUGAAGAGGCGAAGCAAGUCCUCAUAGAUUUGAACAGAGCAGGUGUUGGCCUUAUGGAGAUCAUUACAGCACCCGAGUUUUCAACUGGAAUAGAGGUGGCAGCAUUCUUGAAGGAACUUCAACACAUUCUGUUGGCGAUUGGAACUUGUGAUGGAAAGAUGGAAGAGGGUUCUCUCCGUGUUGAUGCAAGUGUAUCUAUCCACCAUCCGGGAGAACCCCUCGGGGUCAGGGCAGAGGUUAAAAACAUCAACAGCAUUAAGAAUGUAGCCAAGGCCAUAGAUUUUGAAGUCAAAAGACAAGUUGCUGAACUUGAAAAAGGAAACACCAUUGAAAAUGAAACAAGAUCAUUUGAUGCAGAAAGUGGAGAGACAGUUCCAAUGCGGGACAAGGAGCGACUCCAUGACUAUCGCUUUAUGCCAGAACCAAACUUACCUCCCCUCCGAUUAUACGACAAUGAAGAAGACGUCCCUGAAGAGGAGGAUAAAAGCCAGGUGGUCAUCAUCAAUGAAAUGAGACGUCAGAUGCCUGAACUACCAGAAGAGACUCGGCAACGUCUUUCAGGACAGUAUGCUGUGUCACGGCAGAAUAUCUAUAUUCUAAUGAAUGAAAGUGGCCUUCUUGAGUUUUUCGAAGAGGUGAUGAAAGUACGCUCUGGUGCUGCUGGUGCUGCCAGAGAUGUCCGCCUGGUUGUAAACUGGAUCGUAAAUGACCUGCUGGGCAAGCUGAACGAACUCGAUAGAAAGAUUUCAGAAUGCAAUUUAACACCGGCUGGUUUUGGAGAACUAGUGGAUCUAUUGCAUUCUAGAAAGAUUACAAAUAACAUAGGAUUAAAGGUGCUUAGUAUUAUGUUAGAAUGUCAUCCAAGAGAUCAAAAGUCUCCUAGAGAUAUAGUUGAAGAGAAUGAGUGGUUUGCCAUACAUGAUGAAGAAACGAUAGCAAAGAGAUGUGAAGAGAUCAUAGCAGCAAAUCCAAAGGCCGUGGCACAGUUUAAACGAGGCAAGAAGAAAGUGUUCAAAUACUUUGUCGGAGAGGUUCAUAAACUGACGAACAAUUGUACAAAUCCAAAGUUGGUCAAUAAGAUACUCAAGGAGAAGCUUAGCUGAGAACUGUUUUCAUCUGUUAUGUUGCCUUUGUUAUGCUGCUGCUUCCUGUUAAUAAUCAAAUCAUCUAUACUCUGUGUUCUGUACAUAAUUUCAUAUCAUUUGAGAUUUUGAUUCCUUGAAUCUUGAAUAAAAGUGACUGCUUUCAUAUCUA